AUUUUCAUCUGGUAACACUAAUUACAAUUUUUGGGUUUUUUAGUGGUCAGAUCUAGCGUCGUCCGCGGAAAAAGUGUGAAAAUCAUAAUUAUCCGGGAGAUUGACUGUUAAUAUCGCGUGUCAAUAGUAAAUAUGCGCAAGCGUAAAUUGUACAUUAACUGAAAGAAAGCGAAUGCUAGCAGCAACGCCAGAAACUAAACAAGGAAUUGCAGCUGCAGUAUUGUCCUGACCCUACCCUACGCUGGAGUAGCAGCCUAACAUGGAUGUCAAGCGAGUCAAGCAUAGAGAUUAGCCGAAUCCUUUGAAUUUUAAAUUCAAGAUCCUAAUUUAAAUUAGCCAAGUAGCAUAACCGCAUAGCUUAUAGCACAAAAGCACCGAGGACCGGUUCCAAGCCGCAAAUUCCAAAUCCCAGUCCAGAUUCAAACCAAAUCAUCGAAAGGACACCAGCGAGAGCAUCCACUGCGGUAACCUAAGGGGCACUGCACACAAUCAUCAUGACGACCGACACCCGUCGUCGCGUCAAGUUGUACGCGUUGAAUGCGGAGCGUCAGUGGGAUGAUCGUGGCACUGGCCACGUCUCCUCCACCUAUGUGGAUAGGCUAAAAGGUAUCUCUCUUCUGGUUCGCGCCGAAUCCGAUGGAUCUCUGCUUUUGGAGAGCAAGAUUCAACCGGACACCGCCUACCAGAAGCAACAGGAUACAUUGAUCGUAUGGUCCGAGGGCGAUAAUUUCGAUCUGGCCCUGAGUUUUCAGGAGAAGGCUGGUUGUGACGAGAUAUGGGAAAAGAUAUGCCAGGUACAAGGCAAAGAUCCUUCGGUUGAAAUCACACAGGACAUUGUGGAGGAGUCGGAGGAUGAACGCUUUGAGGACAUGUCGGACACGGCGCCACCAAUAGAGCUGCCGCCUUGCGAACUCUCCCGGCUGGAAGACAUUUCGGAGACGAUACAGAGUUGUCUCUCUACGCCGCUUCGCAAGGAGAAGCUAUCGAUGGCCCUAGAGUCGGAAAGCUACAUUAAGAAGCUGCUGAACCUGUUCCACGUUUGCGAGGACCUGGACAACACUGAAGGUCUGCACCACCUGUUCGAGAUCUUCAAGAACAUCUUCUUGCUGAACAAAAACGCUCUUUUCGAGAUUAUGUUUGCGGAUGACACCAUCUUCGAUGUGGUUGGGUGUCUGGAGUACGAUCCCAGUGUGGCUCAGCCGAAAAAGCAUCGGCAGUAUUUGAAGCAGUUGGCCAAGUUCCGUGAGGCGGUACCGAUCAAGAACCAGGACCUACUAGCCAAGAUCCACCAGACGUUCCGGGUGCAGUACAUCCAGGACAUAAUCCUGCCCACGCCAUCGGUUUUUGUCGAGGACAACAUGCUGAACACACUGUCCAGUUUCAUUUUCUUCAAUAAGGUGGAGAUAGUUACAAUGAUCCAGGACGACGAGCGCUUUUUGCUCGAUGUGUUUGCUGUGCUUACGGAUCCGGCAACUGGGGACACGAAGCGCCGCGACACAGUUCUCUUUCUGAAGGAGUUCUGCAACUUUGCCCAGAACCUCCAACCACAAGGCAAGGACUCGUUCUAUAAGACGCUCACCUGCCUGGGAAUCCUGCAGGCGCUUGAACUCACGCUCGUAAUGAAUGACAAGAAGACGAAGUCCGCCUCCAUUGAUAUUCUCACGGCUAUAGUCGAGUUCUCGCCGCUGGUGGUGCGCAACUAUACGCUGAACCAGGCCAACAGGCCAGAGGGGGAUCGCAUGUUGCUGAACAUUGCCAUCGAACAAAUGCUUAAUGACUCGGAGCCGGAGCUGGGCAUUGCGGUACAGCUGAUGGGUAUUGUAAAGAUCCUAUUGGAGCCAGAAAACAUGCUAACCGAGAAGGGGGACUUUCUUAAUUUCUUCUACAAAUACAGUGUUCAGACGUUAGUGGCUCCAUUGAUGCUAAAUACGAUGGGUGACCGUCCGCAGAACGAGGACUAUCAGACGGCCCAGUUACUGGGUAUCGUUUUGGAUAUUUUGUCGUUUUGUGUGGAGCAUCAUAGUUACCACAUCAAGAACUUUUUGCUGCAAAAGGAUCUCCUCAAGCGAAUUCUGGUGCUAAUGAAGAGCACACAUACGUUCCUUGUCCUCGGCGCUCUGCGACUGUUGCGCAAGAUAAUUGCACUCAAGGAUGAGUUCUACAAUAGACACAUUGUAAAGUGCAAUCUGUUUGCGCCGGUGGUGGAUGCUUUUAUUCGCAACAACGGUCGGUAUAAUCUGCUAGAGUCGGCCAUUUUGGAGCUGUUUGAGUUUAUAAAACUCGAGGAUAUUCGCACCCUCUGCGUCUACUUUGUGGAGAACUUCAGCAAGAUAUUUGAUGAAAUCGAAUAUGUGCAGACAUUUAAGUACUUGAAGAACCGUUACGAUCAGUACCAAGAUCGGCUCAAAGACCGCGACAAGAUGGAGAACCGGACGGAUGGUGGCCUGCCCAUCAUCCGUAGCGGUGGUCGGUUUCGUCGAGAUCAGCGACAAAUGGAGGAAGAGGAGGAGAUGUGGUUCAACGAAGAGGACGAUUUCACUGAGGAAAUCGAUACGUACAGCAAUGUCAUCAAAUCCGUCAGCGAAAAGAAUGGCCCGCAAAAUCAGCAGAAAUCGUCUCCGCCGCACAGUACGUCACCGCACAGCGGCGGACUGCUGGGCAAUCUAAAUGCCACCGCGACAUCGACUGCCACAUCCUCCGCAUCGUCGGGCGCCCCAGUGGCCAGCGGCAGUAGUAGCCCCGAGGGUGCCAGCAUUGUCGAUGAGCAGACCCAGGCUGCGGUUCAUUUGGCCGCCGCUGCCAACAUCGCACUGCAACACCACCAGGAACAACAGCACCCAUUCCAGCAACAGACACAGCCUGAGAUUGCAGAGCUGCAACAGCAGCUAAGCGGCAGCGUGGAGGCGCCGCAGAACCAGGAACUAUCACAGUCAGCAACCGCUGCCAACAAUGCCUCACUCUCUUCGACAAACUCGUCGAUAGAGGCGUCCACCUCAUCGUCAUCGUCAUCGGCAUCAUCCUCCUCGUCCUCGUCAUCGUCAUCGUCCUCGCCACCAGGCAGCUCAUCGGCAGGCGCAUCUCUGUGCGAUUCCGCGACAGUGGCCGCCGUGGCAGCUUCACAGUUUCUCACCACAAUCGCCACUGCGAUGGCGGCAUCUGUGACGGCGGCGACUUCCGGUACGAGCAGCAGCAGUUCACCCAACCUAUCGCCAGCUCCGGCUGUUGCCAGUCCAGAUAUCGAGAGUGGCGAUGCUCAGUUGCCUCCCAGCGAUGACCUCAUUAGCUGCGCGGCUGCUGGGGGUGAACAGGAGCAGGAUGCGAGCAGCAGCUCAGAGAGUGCCAGCAGUGAAGCGGACAAGGCGACGGCUAAAAAGGGUCUGGUGGACUACGAAAGCGAUUCGGGCGAGGAUGAUUACGAAGAGGAAGAGGACUCUGAGGGGCCACAAGCACAAAAGCGCGCGCGUCUGGCAUAGUUGACAGAUGUUGUUGAGCACAGCAGCAGUAGCAGCAGCAGCAGUAGCAGCAGCAGCAGUAGUAGCGGGGGCAUCAAUUAUAAAUUAGUACACACAACAUAACAGAACACAACGGCUACACACACACACCACACACAUGCGGCAAACACAAGACGGACAGCAGAGGAUUUAUACACCAACGAACGUUAGGAUUGCAACAGCAACAACGUAGACAUCGGCAAAAGGCAGCAGAUGAUAGCACAGCAGUCACAGCGGUACGAUGUAAGAUUAAACAACAAGAAAAACAAAAAACAUUAUUAAAUUUUAGCAUACAUUUUUGUUUGAAAGAGGACGCAAAAGCAAAAACAAAACACCUAGAGUAAACAAGAAAUUAUAAACCUUACUUUACUAAAUUAAACCACUACAACAUAUAAAUAUAUAUAUAAAAUAUAUAUAUAUAUUCGAAAAAAAUAUAUGCAUAUGAAAGAAACACAGAGAUAACUACAACACUGAUCGGCAGCAUCCACCGGCAGAGAUAGAGAUGCUGCUCGAGACAGUUGGCAAAACAAACAUUAACGAAUCGAAACCAAAACAAAAUGUAUUUAGUAGUUAAGCCGGAACACUGUAGACCGCGGAGAAGAAUUGACAUGAGGAGGCCGUGGAGAAGCCGUCAGGCGGUGUGUAGGACAUUUGUAUACAGUCAGCAGCAUCAUCCAGUUAACAGUUCCUGUCAAGUCGGCUGCUGUUCUGGCCAAACAAAUGUUGCGUGGAAGAGAAGGGGAAGCCCACUUCAAAAGUGCAAUAAUUCGUUUUAGGUAUUUUAAAGACAAUUGCAAUAUUUACCUACAUUAGCUGUAUAACCUAGACUUAAAUCCUCAAUUACUUUUGAAAACGAUUUCAUGCCAAAAUCGCCCUAUCACACACAUUUACAGAGUUGUCUUCAAGUAUCACGAGGAGUGUGUUGCUUGUAAACAUCGUUGUAAUAAUUCGCAAACAACGUAAAUAAUUGUAAUUAAUAUUUAAUUUCGAAAUGGCAAACUAUUUCCACUAUUCCCUUUAAGGUUAUGUGUACACAAUCCUGUUGCAAUUGUUUUUUAAAUACCAAGUAGAGCGCCAGGUGGCCGACUUGACAAAUUUUGUUAAUCCUUUUGGGUUAGUCGUGGAUAUCACUGAACCUUGUAUAUAAUUUAGUCAGUCUUUAUGCUCCCAAUAAGUAACUGCCCUAGCACCAUCCCCUGGCGAUUUAACAUUAAGAACAGACAAUUGGACAGCCAAGAAAGUUAAUUUUUAUGUCGAGGAUGUAUUGGAUUAACUAACUGCGAGUUCCUUCGGGGGAAUCUUUUAGGACAGAGCAAACCGUUGUCUGACUGUGUUUACAAUUGCAAACAAUUGUUGGCGUUACCUUUGCAUUAUAAAACACACCACGCCACACAAACACACAUCAAUAAAUAACUAAUUAUAAUGAUAACAAAUAGAGUGUAAUGUUAAACUAAAGCGGCGGGCAAA
This is a messenger RNA of Drosophila kikkawai, 4958 nucleotides long. It is a transcript of the gene flfl, whose product is annotated as serine/threonine-protein phosphatase 4 regulatory subunit 3 flfl. Gene Ontology annotation, molecular function: protein phosphatase activator activity. NCBI's taxonomy places the organism in Eukaryota, Metazoa, Arthropoda, Insecta, Diptera, Drosophilidae. Gene Ontology annotation, cellular component: protein phosphatase 4 complex; nucleoplasm. Gene Ontology annotation, biological process: protein dephosphorylation; DNA damage response. The record is from RefSeq and is a predicted model, not a curated record.